Messenger RNA from Leguminivora glycinivorella, 2285 nucleotides. RefSeq names its product zinc finger protein Xfin-like. Gene Ontology annotation, cellular component: nucleus. Gene Ontology annotation, molecular function: DNA-binding transcription factor activity, RNA polymerase II-specific; RNA polymerase II transcription regulatory region sequence-specific DNA binding. NCBI's taxonomy places the organism in Eukaryota, Metazoa, Arthropoda, Insecta, Lepidoptera, Tortricidae. Gene Ontology annotation, biological process: regulation of transcription by RNA polymerase II. The record is from RefSeq and is a predicted model, not a curated record. The coding region runs from base 165 to 1994 and encodes 609 amino acids. The transcript has 2 exons.
UGACGCUGUCAUGGUGUCAUGUCAUUCGUUUGAUUCGUUUCUAUGUUAGAGAUUUUCACAAUUUUAGAACCGCCAAAUUCGUGCACUUAAUCUCCUUGUUAUUGUAAUUUAGUUAAUUUAAUUGCUAAAUUAUAUACGUUGUUAUAUUCGAUGCGUAAGGCGCCAUGGCGAUGUUUAACGAGUUGACGUUCUCAGCGACGAGUAAACCAAAGCCCACUUUGGCCAAGUUGCGGAACAUCCUGAAUACUCCGCGCAUCUGCACAAUUUGCUACGAGUCCGCGGUGCAGCUGCACGACCUGGACAACUGUCCUCUCUUGGAGGGGAGCGAAUAUCUCUGCAACUUAACCCUGCGGCAAAUUCUUCAUGAACUGUUUCAAGAUGCGGGUUCCCAGAUCAUUCUCAGCAAGUAUGUCUGUGACCACUGUCAGGUUAAGCUUGUCUACGCCUUCCAAUUCAUCCGCUCCACACAAACCAGAGCCGAGAACUUCAACUACUACAUCGCUCAGCUCGAAUCCGAAACCGUUGAUCUCCUCAACUGUAUGGAUGACAACCCGGCCUGCGCUAAUGCUGUCAUAGUUUUAGAAGAAACAGAUUCUAGUGAAAAAGACUUAGAACAGCUGGAGAAAUUCAAAUGGCAGAAUAAUCAACCUGUUAAACGAAAAGUACAGUUGAUUGAGCGUCCCUCAAAGAAUUUAGUAACAAAAAACUAUGUUUGUCGGUACUGUGACAAGGAGUUCUGCGAUAAAAAGUUCCUGUUAGCACAUUUAACUACAUGCGGUUUGUGCAAAACCAAAACAGGUUAUCAUGUAGAGAGUGAUCCUUUCAAUAAAAUCUCAUGCCCAAAGUGUAAAAAAAAGUCAUGUGAGCAUGAUAAAUUUAUUAAACACUUUUUAGAACAAAAGAAGGAUAAUGUUUCUAAGAUUAAAUGCUUAGAAUGCCCUUACACCACAGGUACACUACAAACAAUGAUAUCCCAUGUGGAUAAGAAACACAUGGAUGAGUUAGCGGACAACUGUGAAUUGUGUGGAAAAAUAUUCUAUAUGAGAGAACAGUAUUUUAGUCAUUUUGAUACGUUCCACACGGACCACAAGAUCUGCUAUUACUGUAGCUGUGUCAUUCUGAGCGACAACUUGUGUGAACAUGAAGCGGAAUGCACGGUUUCUGAGAAAACAUACAGUUGUAACAAAUGCCCUUCUAAAUUUGAAAGCGAUAUGCAAGCUUCCAUACAUGCUAUGGCACAUGAAGAUGUACCAAAGAAACCUAAAAGAAUUGUUCUGAAGAGAUCUUACUCUUGUCCCCUUUGCAAAGAAACAUUUACUGGUAAACUAAAAUUACAGAAACAUUGUAAUGAUGCCCAUGGGGUUGAAUCUUAUAGAAACAAUCAUUGUCAAUUCUGCAAUAUCAAAUUUUUAACCAAACAGGAAUACUUAUUGCAUAUGCGCGAAAUGCAGCAUUUUGCUGAAAUCAAUCCUAAUCACAGCUAUCGCCACAAAUGCGAGUACUGUGACUACACAGCAAGGCACGGUUUCAUUUUGACGACCCAUAUGAACCGUUAUCAUUUAAAAGUCAUGCCGUACGAGUGUGAUAUUUGCAACAAAAGAUUCUUAGAUAAAAGGAAGCUGAAGGCUCAUAUAGACAGACAUAUGGGGAAGGGGAAAACUGUGUGUUCUAUAUGUGGAGAUACGCUUGGUAGUACAACAGCACUUGUCAAGCAUACAAGAUUGCAUACCGGGGAGCGGCCAUAUCCUUGUCAUCUGUGUGACGUUAGCCUGAAUUCGGCUAGCGAGCGUAAAUUCCAUGUGUUACGGAAACAUACAGAGAAGACACAUCCUUGUCCAAUCUGUGAAACUAUGUUCCAUACACCGUACUUUGUUAGACGGCAUAUUCAGCAAGUGCACUGGAAGAGGAAGGAAAAGUUUGAUUACACGAAGGUGGAUGGGUUGAAGCCUGAACAUUACGAACUGUUUAGAGAUAGAAGGAUGGUUGUUUUAUAACGAGAGAUAAAAAUCGUAUUAUUUCUUAAAUUAAUUUGUUUUAGCUUCCUUUAGGAUUAAUUUCAUUUGUAUUUUUGUGUGGCUGUACUUUGCUAUUCAUAAAUAACGGAAUCAUUUUAUUGUGGGCGAAGAACAUAUGUACAUACAUAAUAGGCUAGUUUCCUACUAGUCAAAUCAGCUUCUUUUUAAGACCUGUCAAAACGCUUUGCUUAUAUGGAAUUACUAUGAAAUACUGAGGAGUGACGUCACGGUCAAUUCAUUUACUUUAUAUCUUUCUCUUUGACUUAUUAA